This is a messenger RNA of Eptesicus fuscus (big brown bat), 2574 nucleotides long. It is a transcript of the gene TAS1R3, whose product is annotated as taste 1 receptor member 3. Gene Ontology annotation, cellular component: membrane. Bases 1 to 2574 code for a protein of 857 amino acids. NCBI's taxonomy places the organism in Eukaryota, Metazoa, Chordata, Mammalia, Chiroptera, Vespertilionidae. The record is from RefSeq and is a predicted model, not a curated record. The transcript has 6 exons. Gene Ontology annotation, biological process: G protein-coupled receptor signaling pathway; sensory perception of umami taste; sensory perception of sweet taste. Gene Ontology annotation, molecular function: G protein-coupled receptor activity; sweet taste receptor activity.
AUGGCCGGCCUGGCUCUCCUGGGCCUCUCGGCUCUGCUGGGCCUCGGAGCAGGGGACCCGCUGUGUCUGUCCCGGCAGCUCAGGAUGCGGGGGGACUACGUGCUGGGUGGGCUCUUCCCCCUGGGCGCAGCCGAGGACGUGGGUCUCGGCCCCAGGACCCAGCCCAACACCACCGUGUGCACCAGGCUCUCGUCGCUCGGCCUGCUCUGGGCGCUGGCCAUGAAGAUGGCCGUGGAGGAGAUCAACCGGGGGUCCGCCCUGCUGCCGGGCCUGCGCCUGGGCCAUGACAUCUUCGACACCUGCUCGGAGCCCGUGGUGGCCAUGAAGCCCAGCCUGGGGUUCAUGGCCGCGGCGGGCAGCUGGGACAUCGCCGCCUACUGCGACUACGCGCGGUACCAGCCCCGCGUGCUGGCCGUCAUCGGGCCCCACUCCACCGAGCUCGCCCUCAUCACCGGCAAGCUCUUCGGCUUCUUCCUCAUGCCCCAGGUCAGCUACGGGGCCAGCACGGACCGGCUGAGUGACCGGGAGGCCUUCCCCUCCUUCUUCCGCACGGUGCCCAGCGACCGCGCCCAGGUGACGGCCGUGGUGGAGCUGCUGCACGCGCUCCAGUGGAACUGGGUGGCCGCCAUGGGCAGCGACGACGAGUACGGCCGGCAGGGACUGAGCCUCUUCUCCAGCCUGGCCAACGCCCGGGGCAUCUGCAUCGCCCACGAGGGCCUGGUGCCGGCGGCCGGCGCCCACGGCCCGCAGCUGGGCGCCGUGCAGGGGCUGCUGCGCCAAGUGAACCAGAGCCGCGUGCAGGUGGUGGUGCUGUUCUCCUCUGCCCGGGCCGCCCGCGCCCUCCUCAGCUUCAGCAUCCGCUGCGGGCUCGAACCCAAGGUGUGGGUGGCCAGCGAGGCCUGGCUGACCUCGGCCCAGGUCCUGUCCCUGCCCGGCCUGGCCCAGGUGGGCACAGUGCUGGGCUUCCUGCACCGGGGCGCCCCGAUGCCCGACUUCCCGUCCUACGUGCGUGCCCACCUGGCCCUGGCCGCCGACCCCGCCUUCUGCGCCUCGCUGGACGCAGAGCAGCCAGACCCGGAGGGCCACGUGACGGGGCCGCGCUGCCCGCAGUGCGACCGCGUCUCGCUGGAGGAUGUGUCUGCCGGCCUCCUGCACCACCAGGCCUUCUCGGUCUACGCGGCCGUGUACAGCGUGGCCCAGGCCCUGCACAACACGCUGCUCUGCAAUGCCUCGGGCUGCCCCCCACGGGCACCCGUGAGGCCCUGGCAGCUCCUGGAGAACAUGCACAACAUGAGCUUCCGGGCGCGUGGCCUGCCGCUGCGGUUUGACGCCAGCGGGAACGUGGACAUGGGCUACGACCUGAAGCUCUGGGUGUGGCGGGACCCGGCGCCCGAGCUGCACACAGUGGGCAGCUUCGACGGCCGCCUGCAGCUGCAGCUGCCCCAGAUGCGCUGGCACACGCCGGGGAACGUGAGGCCUGUGUCCCAGUGCUCCAGGAAGUGCCAGGAGGGCCAGGUGCGCCGGGUGAAGGGGUUCCACUCCUGCUGCUACGACUGCGUGGACUGCAAGGCAGGCAGCUACAGGCGCAGCCCAGACGACCUCUUCUGCACCCCGUGCGGCCAGGACCAGUGGUCCCCCGACAGGAGCCUGCGCUGCUUCCCCCGCAGGCCCAGGUGCCUGGCCUGGGGGCAGCCGGCCGUGCUGCUGCUGCUCGCGCUGCUGGCCCUGACGCUGGGCCUGGUGCUGGCGGCCCUGGGGCUGUUCGUCCGGCACCGGGACAGCCCCCUGGUGCAGGCCUCGGGCGGGCCGCGGGCCUGCUUUGGCCUGGCCUGCCUGGGCCUGGUCUGCCUCAGCGUCCUCCUGCUGCCCGGCCGGCCCAGUCCCGCCAGCUGCCUGGCCCAGCAGCCGCUGCUGCACCUCCCACUCACGGGCUGCCUGAGCACCCUCUUCCUGCGGGCGGCCGAGGUCUUUGUGGAGGCGGAGCUGCCGCCCAGCUGGGCAGACCAGCUGCGCGGGCACCUGCGGGGGCCGCGGGCCUGGCUGCUGGUGCUGCUGGCCGUGCUGGCGGAGGCGGCACUGUGCACCUGGUACCUGGUGGCCUUCCCGCCGGAGGUGGUGAUGGACUGGCAGGUGCUACCCACGGAGGCGCUGGUGCACUGCCGCGUGCGCUCCUGGGUGGGCUUCGGCCUGGUGCACGCCGUCAACGCCGUGCUGGCCUCGCUCUGCUUCCUAGGCACCUUCCUGGCGCACCACCAGCCCGGCCGCCUCGAUGGCGCCCGCAGCCUCACCUUCGCCAUGCUGGCCUACUUCAUCACCUGGGUCUCCUUCGUGCCCCUCUUCGCCAGCGUGCACGUGGCCUACCAGCCCGCCGUGCAGAUGGGGGCCAGCCUCCUCUGCGUCCUGGGCAUCCUGGCCACCUUCCACCUGCCCAGGUGCUACCUGCUGCUGCAGCAGCCGGCGGGCAACCCCCCCGAGUUCUUCCAGGGAGGGGGUCCUGGCAGUGCCAGCGGGCCGGGCGGCGGCAGGGGCGGAGCCCAUGACCCAGCAACCUCGCCCCAGUGCGCCCAGACCUAG